CCACCCGAUCUCCAUAUCCGCUGCACCACGUCGCGUCCCAAACCGUAUGGCGCUUACCACCCACAUCGCCCCAUGCAUCCCCUCGCCCCUCCACUGAUCGCACCCCGCGCCCGAGCACUCUGCCCUUGCACAACCCACGGCGCCUGCAACGUUCUUUGGAGUUUCUGGAUUCACAAUCAUGACCAAGGGGAAAGAGAUGAGACCUGUGACAACACACAAAUUGCUAUCAUUCUCCCUCUAUUUAGCAACAUGUCAAUGACGAAAUUUUAGAUGUGGAGAUAUUCACGACCUGUUUUGGGAGGAUCACCCUGAGUGAGACGACAAGCUCACAAAUAUUUUCGAACUCGUUGGCGUCUGCAAUUUACUAUUUCACAGAAAAGACGUUUAUUUCGAUCUAGCAUCUGUGAGUCGAAGGGUCAGAAUUUCACAAGCAUGGAACUUGCAGAGAUAUUGCAUCCAGGGCUAGGCGCCAUCAUGGACCCGAUUUUAAACCUCGACAAGCCAGAGCAGCCGGGUCCAUCGACACAUGCGACUGAUCGAUACCCAACCGAUCGCACAAACAUACCGAUCAUGAUCGGAGAGAUCCCACCAGUACCGACACCGCUAAUGGGCGCGAUCAGGAUUCGGACCCCUGGAGGUCCGGAGGUGAUCGAAUACCGACUGGUGGCCGCGCCGAAGCCUGGACCUCAUGAGGUGCUGAUCCGCGUGGUAGCGGCGUCGAUGAAUGAGUUUGAUAGCUUGAUGCGCAAGGGCGUGAUGAGCAUUCCUCCGGGCGAGAUCGUGUAUCCUGGCGUCGAUUGCUCUGGUGUGGUGGCCGCUGUCGGUCCCGGCGCCACCAGGUGGCAACUCGGCGAUGAAGUUUGUGCUUGGUGUAGUGGUGGGGCCCAUGCAAUGCAUGUUGUAACACAUGAAGAUUUGUGUUUGCCAAUACCCAAAGGUCUCACAUGCUUGGAGGCUGCAGCUCUUCCUGAGGUUUCAAGCACCAUCAUCCUAAGCAUCUUUACAUUUCUAAGCAUUGCCAACAAUGCUCCUCCUUCAGUAGAACCUCUUCAUGUGUUGAUAACAGGUGGUGGAAGUGGUGGUGGAACCUUGGCCAUUCAAUAUUGCAAAGCUCAAGGAUGUAAAGUAUAUUGUACCACAUCCACAUUGGAGAAAACCGUGAAAUGUGAGCAACUUGGUGCGCACCUCGCAAUCAACUGCAACGAGGAAGACUUUGUGGAGAGGAUCUGGAAGGACACCCAACACAUGAAAGAACCAGGAGUAGAUAUGGUCCUCGACGUUGUGGGAGCGUCGUGGACGAGCGAGAAUCUGAGAAUACUGAAGAGAGAGGGUCGGAUAUUCAUGAUCGGUAUGAGAAAAGGGAAAUACUCCGACAUUGUCCUCGGUCCUGUGUGCACAAAACAAUGCUCCAUUCAACCUGCCUCAUUGUGGCGCCAAAGCACCGAAGAGAGAGCUGAAGUCAUGAGACUCGUUCAGGAGAAUAUUUGGCCUUUGGUAGAGGAGAAGAGGAUGAUGCCCAUUAUCGAGCCACAGAAUGUGUUCAUUAUGGAAAAGGCAGUGUGGGCGCACCGCCUCGUGGAUUCCCAGGCCUACUUUGGCAAAAUCAUGCUAGUCGCUGACCCGGAGAAAGUUGCAGCCGACAAUAUAGCAAUGCCAGUGGAAAAUCGGAGUCCAUGUGACUGACUCCGUCCACCAGAUUCAAAACGCACGUUGUUCAGUGGAUAACAAGCAUGAACUGGGGGUAAUUCUUUGUUGCAUGGAUUCAUAAAAGCCACACAAGGUUACCAAAGCUCUCUCGGACCUGUUGUCGGUGUUGUUUGAUUUCCUAAGACGAGUAUACGGUAGUGGUGUGGUCUUCAUCUUCGAAGCUCAGACACGCAUUGUUCUAUGGAAUGAUGACUACGCCUCCGCGUUGCCAAAGCUACACGUCCAGUGGAGGAACUGAAGGUGGUGAGAAGAGUAGACGCUUCUCACAGCGGAAAAAGAUUCAUUGAAGUAGACAUAUGGAAUGUGAAGGAGGCCCAUACGAGCUGUGACAAGCCGUAGAAAUCACAAAGAGAGCUCACAUUAUUGACGAACCGAUGCAGCAAGAAUGCAGAUCCAUAGCUACCUAACUGUGCCAUUCCCACAAACCAUGAUUUUAGUUGACAAAUGAUGUAUACACGAUUAUACUUAACGCUGAAAGUGGCCAUCCUAACAAUUAAAAUUCAAGAUACAGUGGUGUCAAUGCUACUUUAUUUUUUGAAACAGAUACUUAGAUCAACUAGAAGAAUUAGAAGAUUUUCAUAUAACCACAAAUAUGGCUAUAAUAGUAAACUAAAAAAAGAGAGAUUAGGCCAAAAAGAAAAAAACACUAAACACUAUUCAGAGCUCGUUUGAAAUUACCUACAAGUAAAAAGGUAUAUAAUUAAUUAACAUUUGACUUCAUUUUUACUAAUUUUAUUUUUUUAAAUGGAAUAGAAUAAGCAAUUAAUUAUUA
Messenger RNA from Physcomitrium patens, 2479 nucleotides. RefSeq lists its product as uncharacterized. Lineage: Eukaryota; Viridiplantae; Streptophyta; Bryopsida; Funariales; Funariaceae. Gene Ontology annotation, molecular function: oxidoreductase activity, acting on NAD(P)H; NADPH binding. The record is from RefSeq and is a predicted model, not a curated record.